AUGUCAUUUGAAGCAGACUUAGCUAAGGAACUGGGGCCAGAGCCCGAUUACUCAGGCAUGACAGAGGAAUGGAUCAAGAGUUGGAAAGGUAUGCAACUAAUCACAGAAGUCAACUUCCGUCUAUCCAAAUCCCCUGUUGCGUUCCAACAGAAUCAAGACCUGAUGGAACGCUUCUUCUGGGACGAAGGCUCCGUGAAGGAGUACCAGAAUGGCUUGAGACACAUCUUUACCGGCCAGCCAGAGCUCAGGGCAAAAUUCGCCACUUUUCUCGAAGCGCCUAUCGAGACCCCGGCUCAGCAGGAAGAGGCAAAAGCGCGGCUUUGCGAAAUUGUUGGUAUCGCAGGGCAGAUGCGACGCAAGCAAGAGUUCGUGAGCAACAUGGAAACUAAGUUCUUUCAAGCCAUAAAGGUACCCAAGCUCCGCAUCGAUUCCUUCCGCAAUGUUAUGGUCAUGUCACUCAUAGACCGGGAUAGACACGCCUCGGGCACGUAG
Coniosporium apollinis CBS 100218 is the source of this 492-nucleotide messenger RNA. RefSeq lists its product as uncharacterized. The coding region runs from base 1 to 492 and encodes 163 amino acids. The transcript is spliced from 2 exons. NCBI's taxonomy places the organism in Eukaryota, Fungi, Ascomycota, Dothideomycetes. The record is from RefSeq and is a predicted model, not a curated record.